Molecule: messenger RNA, 1767 nt
Organism: Ceraceosorus guamensis
Lineage: Eukaryota; Fungi; Basidiomycota; Exobasidiomycetes; Ceraceosorales; Ceraceosoraceae
Exons: 3
Coding region: 264-1490 (408 amino acids)
Source: RefSeq, a predicted model, not a curated record
UGUUAGAGUCACGUGGGAAUCGCGUGCAGGGUGCGCGCACGCGCCGUUCGUGAGUGCGUGGACGCGCCGCAAGGCAAAGGCAUCCAUCUCUCCUCGUGUGGUGGACCUGAGCACUUGACGCUUUUUGAUACCCUUGCCUUUCAUCAUCCGCAUUGGCUGUCGGCGCCAAUGACUUGCCAAAAUCUCUCAUUUGACUCGAAGUCGAGGUUCACAUACAGGACGAACCACUCGAGGACCUUUCAGCAAAAGCUUGACGCCUCACGAUGUCCUCAUCGCCGACCAAAAGGCCACGCCUAGACCCGCAGGACAGCCAAUCCGCGCGGGUUGCUGGUUCGCGUGGCGAUGCGGCAGCGCAAUUACGAAGGGGUCAAGAUGCUAGACGAAGCUCUCCUUCUGCUUCUGCCUCGCCUGGAUCUGCUCAGAUGAGAAAGAGCAAGCCGCCGCAGAUGAGAUCGCCGAGGAGCAGCAUGUCUCCAAGACCUGCCACUUUCGAUACGAGCUUGAGCGGGAUGGAGGAGGACACUAGUUGGGCUACGCUGGAUAAGCUGCUCUUGGAUCGCACACUGCACCUGCACUCCCACUCUUCCCUGCACUUGCCCACCAUCAGCUCCACCUCGGGUGGCAAUUCCGCCUCGACGGGCCCAACAGCACGACGCAGCGUAGAUGUAGCGCCAACACGAGAUCAAUUCGGACUGAUCCGAACCGCAUGUCUGGAAUACCUUUCUCCUCGUCUCGCUUCCCUCUCCGCUUCCAUGCCUGGCCCCAUCAUCUCGCCACCUCGAGUGCGAGUAGCAACGCUACCUUCACUCGGAACGACGGCGUGGGUGCUGGAGGUUUCGGUAAGAGCUCAAGCUUUGCCGCUGCCCGGCGCACCGGUAGAAGUUGCGAGAUCAGCAGUCAAGACGACGCUCAAUGCUUGCGUCGUCUUUCUUCCUCACGUGCUCAUUGCCAGGGGCGUCAAAGGAGGUACGACGGGCGUGGCUGCUGCUCUGCUUCCCUUGCUGCUCAGCUUCUCUCAAGAGUAUCUCGAUACGCACCUCUCGUCCGCCAUGGCUUCCCGAGCUCUCAGAGGAUUGGCACUGGAAGAGAUUCUGGAAGUGCUGUGGAAGUCGAACAAUAGCGCACGAGGCUCGCAAGCUGAAGCGAGUAUUGAAGUCACUUGGAACAUUGGCGCUCUGGUGGACGACGUGGAGGAUGAAAAGUUGGCGGAGAAUUUGACGUUGGCUGUUCCUUGGAGCAUCGUCAGUCAAGCUUGCGGGGGUGCUGGCAAUGCGCCACUGCAUCCCUGGUUGGGCCUCUAUCUCUCAUCGCACACCUCACUGCUACCUCCCUCUCGCAUCCUGACGCGCAUAGGUCUGGCAGGUGUGCACGUAGGCGUCUCUUCGACGGGCGUGCGAAUCAAGAUGGGCUCGGGCAAGGGCGAGGAUACGAGCAAGGCGAAAAAGGUGCUGAGCUGGUGCGAUAGGCGCAUUGCUGAAAUGCAACGAUGAGCCAUGAGCUAGGCCGCGGAACACACAGCGCUGUGGUGCAUACCCAACCACCAACGGGAGCGGCGAGCUCCAUCGAUGCAUGUCCUCUUCCAUCCUCGACAUGCCCAUCAGCGUCUGUGUCAAAGCGCAUACACGCUUCCAUUCUUGUGCUUCCUCCUUGUUGUACCAACAUACGGUCGGUCCGAUAGAUGCCGCUCAAUCAACAUUUCUCCAAGGGGGGCAAGCUCUGCGAUGCUCCUUUGAGCUGACAGCUCGAGUAGCGGCGCGUCAAACGGGG